This is a messenger RNA of Amaranthus tricolor (Joseph's coat), 2186 nucleotides long. RefSeq names its product NAC domain containing protein 50-like. The record is from RefSeq and is a predicted model, not a curated record. The transcript is spliced from 4 exons. NCBI's taxonomy places the organism in Eukaryota, Viridiplantae, Streptophyta, Magnoliopsida, Caryophyllales, Amaranthaceae. Gene Ontology annotation, molecular function: DNA binding. The coding region runs from base 439 to 1704 and encodes 421 amino acids. Gene Ontology annotation, biological process: regulation of DNA-templated transcription.
UUUUAUCAUAUUUUUCCUUUUUUAAUUCGUUUAAUAAAAAACUUAAUAUAUUUAUAUUUUAUUUUUUAAAUUUUCAUUUAUCCACUUAACCUAAUCAUAUCAAAUAUUGUAUUAUGAUAUAAUUAAAAUGAGUGAAAAUUAGUGAUUAGAAGAAACUCAAAGGUUUUGUUUGUUGUUUGAAUUAACUUCAAUGGCACGCCUCUUUGAGCUUUUCUUAAGCCUUACUCAAUCUCUCCCCCUCUCUUUCUUCUUCUCCACCCUUCCUUCUUCUUCAUCCUUCCUUCUUCUCCUUCCUUUUUCAUUCUAAUUUACCCAUACCCAUAUCCAUAAUCCAUAUCCAUACCCAUACCCGAAUCCGUAUCCAUUUUCACUACCCAAUUUCAUUCACAAUCCGCCAAAAUUCUGCUCCUUUCACUAUUCGACACUACCCCUUCAUCGAUGGGUACUGAACCACCGCCACCACCGCCACCGCCGCCUUUGCCGCAGUUUUCUUCAAGACUUCUACUUCCGCCGCCGCCGCCGCCGCCGCAGUCUCCUCCAAGACUUCUAUCACCUCCGCCCGAGACAGUUACUUCCCUUGCUCCUGGGUUUAGAUUCCAUCCUACUGAUCAAGAACUUGUGGGUUACUACCUUAAACGCAAAAUUUGUAGCAAACCUAUUCGUUUUGAUGCUAUUUCUGAGACUGAUAUUUAUAAGUCUGAGCCUUGGGACUUACCAGCUUUGUCGAAGCUGAAGAGCCGAGACAAUGAGUGGUAUUUUUUUGGUGUACAAGAUAGAAAGUAUGUUAAUGGUUCUAGAGUAAAUCGGGCGACAGGAAAAGGCUACUGGAAAGCCACAGGAAAUGACCGCCCGAUCAUACACAACUUUCGUACAGUUGGUAUGAAGAAGACUCUUGUUUUUUACAGCGGGCGGGCACCAUGUGGGAAACGAACUAAUUGGGUUAUGCAUGAAUAUAGAUUAACAGACGAAGAGCUUGCCAAAGAUGGCGUUGUAUUGGAUGCAUAUUUAUUGUGCAAGAUUUUGAAGAAAAGCGGUCCAGGAUUUAAGCCCGGGGAGCAAUAUGGACCCUUUGUGGAGGAGGAAUGGGAGAAGGAUGGGUCUACUCUUGUUCCAGGAUUAGAGGUUGAUGAUGAGGCUGCAGCUAAUGACGAUGCACGUGUGGAGGAUUCUAUACAUUUGAUGAAUAAUUCUGAAUCUGCCGCUGUAACGAGCUGUGGUUUUUCGACAGAGGUUCAAGAGAUUCCGCCUCUUUGCAAAAUAGAAAGGGCAGAAGAUGGCCCGUUAGCUUGCACAAUUGAUCUAGAACCAUUGUCACUUGGCCCAAAUAAACGUUUUAAGCCGAGUGAGCCUGAAACAUGUCAUUCCAAUAUUCUCGAUAACUCUAACUUAGUAACAGAGAGACGCUGCUCAUCAUCAAGUGGUACGACUAAGUUGUCAUCUGGACUUUUGGAAUUCCCGUUACUCGAGUUAGUUGAGCCGCGAAAAGAGCGGCCCUGCCCUCUAGCAAAUGUAAUCGAUAUUAAUGUCCCUCCAAGCUGUUUGAAACUCUUUGAAGAUCUACGUAAUGAAAUUUAUCGGACUUCAAUCGAGAAAGAGUCUUUGAAGAUUGAAGUGAUGAGUGCGAGGACCAUGAUCAACAUUCUUCAGACGAAAAUCGAUCAUCUGACCAAGGAAAAUGAGGAUUUGAAGAAGAGCAACAUGUAGGAAGGCUAGGUUUUGUAGUGGGGUAUUUUUCUUGUUUUAUGCACAGUCCUGAAUGUAAUAUCAACCCGAGUGGCCGCCUAAUUGUUCGAGAUUGCUAUGUAUAACAUUGCUUAAUUGACUCGAUCUAGUUUUAGUUAAAGACUUUUAGUUUUUGUACUCCAAUUUGUGCGAGAUUUUCUUCCCGGCUAGAUUAUUGGGUUUUUUUUCGUCGAAGUAGCUUUUUUUUUUUUGUGAAGUUUCAAAUCUUUAGCUUUUGAAAUUUUUUUAUAUUGGUUAUGUGGGGGACUCUCUUUGUACUCCUAAAGUUCAAGACCAUCUGGGUGUCAAACACAAAGAAUAAUGAUUGGUGAGAUCUCUCCUCUACUUGCAUUAAUAGUUGGUCCAUGAAUUAUGUGUAUAAAGUAAUAUUUUUCUGUUUUAUUAUUCUUGCUUCUAUCUAUUUAAUAAUUAUGUGAUGAAGGUAAGAUUUACUGCUCCAAAAA